UCCAAAAGUGGUUGAAAUUAGAUCAUUGUAACAAGUUAUGGGCGUCUGAAGACGCUACACUAGACAAUGGUUCCAUGCGUUAAAUAUCUGUUAGGGCUCUUUAAUUAAUGUACAAGCUCCUUCACUAAUUGCUUUGCUUAGUACACAAGUAUGAAGGCCUGCCUACACUGUACCUAUACAUGUAUUGAUUAAUCCACUUUAAUUGAGACUCUUGUUUUCCCACUGCAGGUAUGAGGGCUAAACUGGAUGCCUGUCCUCUCAAAGAGCUUGAGGAUUUCACUAUUCUCUCGUGUUUUGUUGGACUGGAAAUGGUCCUACCCCUACAUAGUAUCACAUGUUGAGCAGUCACGAGGUGGACACGUACGGUAGUAACGAGCACCACUUCAGUAUGGCCCACAAGACUGCCCUCCAUGGCCGCCUGCCCAUCAUACAGUUCCUAGUGGAGAGUGGACUGCCCUCCUCCGCACUGCAGAUAUCAGAUGACUCAUUCACCACACCCGCCAUGCUCGCUAUACAGCUGCUCAUGGACUUUGGCUACAGCAUGGUCCACACGGACAGGGAGAACCAGAAGCCGGUGGAUUGGGCCGAUGCUAUGGGUCAGAAUAUCUGUGUCCGCUAUCUCAUGAUGUACGAGACUUGUUGGGCACUCUCCGGAGAACUGACACACAUGGCCGAGCAGCUCGCUAUUGUACAGAAGGAGAAUGGACAGUUACGAGAUGCAUUCUCCAGUCUAGAGAAAGAGCAUGAAUCUGCCAUUACUAAACUGCUGACUAGUCACGAGGAGAGACUGACUAAGAUGAGGGAACAUCACGUCGACCUCAUGGCAUCAAUACUGCACAUGAACCAGGACACUCCGCCCACUGGAGGGGGAGGGGCUACUGCACCAUCAGCCAAUAAGAACAGGGGUCAAGUACCUGUGCGGAAGGCGCCCCCUGAACCACCCACUACCCCUCAACGAUCCUCCAAUCGUCCCCCUGUACCCCCGGAUCCUGCCGCUAAGAAGAGGUCGCGAGGGUCAAAGGACAGAGGUCAUGAGGCGGCAGAUAAAGGGGAGGACCAUAAUACCAUUGACUAUUGAACAGCCACCCCCCAAGAAGUGUUAGAGAAGCAGAUGACGUCAGUAGCUCAGCGUAUGAAUGCUAAUGGAGAGGCUCGUAAACGUGGUGGUGGUAUGACCCGAACCUUCUCCCCCCUCACUCCUAUCAUACAGCGCCUCUACAGCAAGUCAGAUGAGGCUGAUAGCAAGAGUGAGAGGUCCUCCAGGAGCCAGAGACACACAGAAGACGCUAGGAGAUCGGCUCCGAAAGUCAAGUUCUCUAAAACUAUUACCGAGUUUCCAGACUACAGUCACUAUGACAACCCGACAGAGAUGAAAUCAGUAUCAAGCCCAGGUCAAAGUCCGUCCCAUAGUCACCAUGGCAAGUUGGUUGGGGACUCGCUGAGGGUCAAAGGUGAAAGCUCGGAACACAAUUCUAGGAAAUCAUCAGAAAAAUAAUAGCACAAACUUAUUGCAUUGUUUUUAUCAUAGAUAGUAGAGGAAGGGAUUGGAAACGGGAUCACGUGAGCUUAUACUUGCAACGUGAGGCCUCUGGGACCGUGCGCGUUGCAACCAAUAGAAACCUUGAGGUGUGAUUUUACUGGUUUUGAGGUCAAGAGAAGCUUUUGAAAAGAAACAAAUGAGAGGAUACUAGUGUCGAUGUGUGGCAAGAACUUGGACUGAGAAAUCACUGGAAGAACAUUGAUAGAUAAAAAUUCAUGUAUAAUUAUGUUUAGACCAUGCUUAUACCUUUUAUUGAUUGUUCAUUGUUGUCUAUGCAUGAUCGUAAGCUUUUAGUUUAGCAUAAACUGCCAUUAUAAUUAUUAGUGCACAAAAAGUUUAUUGCAAGCUCAGCACUUUACCAAUAUUCAAACUGUGGAGUGCUAAUUAGUUAUUUUGUUAAUUGUAAUUGUGCGAAGAGUUUAUAACGAUAUUGAUAUUUUUUAUCGUGUUGAGUUGCAACAAAAUUUUAUUGCAUAUAAUUAUAGUUAUUAUGA
Halichondria panicea is the source of this 2034-nucleotide messenger RNA. RefSeq lists its product as uncharacterized. The coding region runs from base 335 to 1078 and encodes 247 amino acids. The transcript is spliced from 8 exons. NCBI's taxonomy places the organism in Eukaryota, Metazoa, Porifera, Demospongiae, Suberitida, Halichondriidae. The record is from RefSeq and is a predicted model, not a curated record.